Benincasa hispida (wax gourd) is the source of this 894-nucleotide messenger RNA. RefSeq names its product ovate family protein 17 (gene OFP17). Gene Ontology annotation, biological process: negative regulation of DNA-templated transcription. The record is from RefSeq and is a predicted model, not a curated record. NCBI's taxonomy places the organism in Eukaryota, Viridiplantae, Streptophyta, Magnoliopsida, Cucurbitales, Cucurbitaceae.
UUGACUUCCAACGAACGUGAACCCCACAAAGGUUUCUUCUAAUUUCUCCUUUACAAAGCCUCUUCCCUUGUUAUAUCUCUAUCUCCUUCUGUUACAAAAAUGACCUAACAAUCCCAAUUUCUUCAACCACACUCUUCCAACUAAAAUCAUUUUAGCUAUGAAAGUGGAAGUUGGUCUAGUUUCCUUCAAAUCCAAGCUUUCAAAGCCAUGCUCAAAGCUCCUCCUUCUCUUCAAAUUCCCAAUGAAGAAGCCCUUCUCCAUAAAAUCACUUUGGCCACGACGCCCUCGACGUAGUUCCAGAGCCAUAUCCAAGCCUCGAAGGACUUGGUCCUGGCUCCGGUGGCUACGAAGAGUAGGGAAGAUGAAAAGAGUGAAAGAGUUGAGAUCAGGUGUCAGCGUGUGCUCGGAUAAUGAAUCUCGAGAAAAACUACUAUUUCCGUCCCCGAUGACUUCGAGGGUACGUAAGGUCGCAGGGUCGUCGUGGGAGGAGAUGGAGGAGGUGGAAGAUGCUUGUAGGAGCUUUGAGAAUUAUCUUGUGGAAAUGAUAAUUGAAGAAGGGAAAGUGAGGGAUUUGAUGGAUGUGGAAGAGCUUUUGUAUUGUUGGAGGAAUUUGAAGUGUCCUGUUUUUGUUGAUUUGGUGUGUAGAUUCUAUGGAGAGCUUUGUAAGGACUUGUUCUCUUCUCAUAACGAAGCUUUUACUCCAAACUUUCAACCCAAGUAAAAGAUAAAAUAAUGUGUAGUUUUUUUUUUUUUUUGUAAUAUCUUUGAGUUUUUAAUUUUCAUAUUUCAUUUCUUGUUUUAGUACAUUUUUUAGAUUCAUUCAACUCUUUACACUUUGUCUCCUCCAAAUUUAGAAAGAUGUGGAUGAAUAAAUAGCCAUGUUUUUUUUUUUUC